Messenger RNA from Anopheles coustani, 453 nucleotides. RefSeq lists its product as uncharacterized. Lineage: Eukaryota; Metazoa; Arthropoda; Insecta; Diptera; Culicidae. Bases 61 to 453 code for a protein of 130 amino acids. The record is from RefSeq and is a predicted model, not a curated record. The transcript has 2 exons.
CGCCUGUGGAAGGUAUCGUUAGUUUUGCCACAAGUGCUACCGUAUCACAUUUGUGUGAAAAUGGAACCCAACAACGAUAGCGGCUUUCUAGAGGAGUUGGAAAUUUGGCUGAAUCUGGCAAAGGACGAGCCAGAGUUAAUGGAAAACAACGAACCGGAUGGUGUUGUAGAGAACGAAAAUGCGGCGAGAAAAAUGUUGGACAUUGUUAUGCUGCAGGAAGAAAUACCUAAAGCAUUUGCGAAAAGAUAUGUUCAGUUGGACAUCUGCGAAAGCUUCAUGCACAAACUGCUUGCCGAUCAGUUAGAAACGAGCUUCGAGAGCACCAAAAUCGGUUACGCAUUGCACGAGCUGGAACUCAUCGUUGAAAAGGUCUGCAUGGCAAACUUAGCUGCGUGCGAUGCGUUAAAGCAAGCACUUGAAUCGGAAUUGGAAACAGUCAAACUCGGGGAGUGA